Molecule: messenger RNA, 2741 nt
Organism: Heterocephalus glaber (naked mole-rat)
Lineage: Eukaryota; Metazoa; Chordata; Mammalia; Rodentia; Bathyergidae
Gene: Ccdc175
Product: coiled-coil domain containing 175
Source: RefSeq, a predicted model, not a curated record
AUGGCCCAUGUGUUGAAGGCUUGCUUGGUUCUGAUCCCCUGGAUGGGUAGUGGGACCUUUAAGAAGGGAGAUUCGAGAAGCUGGGAGGUUGCCGCCUCUGGUACCGGCCACCAGAGGGGGCCAGGGGACCUCGGCGUCCUCGUUACCCAUGACAACCGUGGUGCUCAGGCGGGGAAGGCGCAGAGCAGCAUCGGCCGCCCGAAGUCCCUGAGCUCCUGGAGCCCGGAGCCGGGGUCUGGCGAGAAGGCGGUGCGGAAGGCCGCGGUCUGCACCGGCCGCUCCCUGGAGUUAUGCACCUUCCCUGCCACCCUGGGCUCCUCGGUCGCGGCCGCCGCGCUGGAGCAGCUCUUAGUCAUCUUAACUUUCUAAUCUUUUUUUUCGGAACAAUCUCUACAAAAUGACUAUUUUAAAUGCAAUGAAGAAGCUAGGAUCUUUCUUAAAGAUAUUGCUCUUGCUGUUAAAAAAAUUGGUACUGAAGAAAUAAGAAAAACCACAAUUGAUCAACUAGAAAUGGAAAGCAUGGAACUCAGCAGAUUCUACUUUCUGUUGCAAACUCUGCCUGAGGAAGCUAGAAGGGAGCUAGAAGAGAGUGUCAGAGAUGCUCGCAGGUUAAAUAUCUGUGAGAUAAACCAAAUGCAAACAAGAAUUAAUACAAAGAAUGAUGAAAUAAAGUCUCUAAAGAAGACAAUAAUCAGCCUGAAAAAAGUGAAUGAAGCUCUGGGUAAAAAGCAAGAAGAGCUGGAAAAGCAGCAUGAGAAGCUUGUCCUGUCACUCAAUCAAACAAUGCAAGAAAAAUCCAAGGCCAUCAUUUACAUAAAUGAUACCUGUACCAGAAUAAGCUCAGAAAGAGAAGACACAGAGGUACAAAGAAAACAUGUGCAGGAAACAGAGGAGCAAAUAGCCAAACAAAUUGCAGAAUAUUUGCUAAGAAAACAGCAACUAACUACACAGACCGAUGAAUUUAAAAAAAUCUGUGAACUUGCAAGAACGGAGACUUAUAAAAAGAAGGAAGAAUUAGGAAAAUUGAAGAAUAGAAUGACAAACAUGAAACAAACAGUGACUAUCAGCACAGUGGUUCUUAGUGAUCACAAUUUAGAGAUAGCACAACUACAAUCGUCAAUAAAGGAGUGGGAAGAAAAGGUGGAUGAAGUAACAAAUGCUUGUAAGAGUCUAGAAAAUAAAAUGAGUUUUUUUACAGCUCACAAGGAAAAACUGGAUGAUUCAUCAAAAUAUGAAAAAAAUGAACACCUGUAUAAAAUAAAACAGCUGGCUGAAAAACUGCACAAAGUUAAUUUAGAGAACAAAGAGCUACAAGAGAAAAUGAAUGCUAAUUUACAACAGUAUAGGAUUGUGUUAACUGAAGAAGAUCAAGUUUUUUUGCAGAAACGGAAACUCUAUGACGCAAACCAGGGAGAGCUGGCAUUUAUUGCACAAAAAGAAAACUUCCUUGCACAAAGACAAAUAGACAUCAAAAAUAUGGAAGAAGGACUUGUCACACUUGAGGAUCUUCACAAAAAAGAAGUAUAUCAAAAACAAAUAGAAAUUCUGAGUGAUAACCUGGAAAGAGAAAAUCAGAGAUGCAUCAUAACUCAGUGGAAACUAGCUUGUUUGAGAAAACAGCAUGCAUGAUGGUUAGCCCAGAAAAAGACCAAAAUACAAGUAAUUGCAGGUAAAAUUGAGCAUGCAGAACAGAGAUGAAAUGAAUUACUGGAAGAGACCAAACUUAGAGAAAUGGAGAUCGAUGAAUUUGUGAUACAGAUUGAAAAAGUUACAGCACAAUUAAAAGAAGAGGAGGAAUUUGUAAUCAGAGAAAAAAACUUAAUUUAUGAGUUAAGCAUAUAUGAGGAUUUAAUUGUUAAGGAAAUGAAAAUUAGCAAAGGAACAGAAGACGAGCUCAUUGAUAGUCUUCCACACCUUCAUUUGGCAGAAGAAGAGUACACAAUAAAAAACAGAAGUCUACAAGAGCUCUAUGGGACACUUAAAGCACAAAGACAGGAGGAGACUUUGCUAAACAACUACAUUUCUCAUGUUACAUGAGACUUUUCAAGAUAUGUUGAAAACAUGGAGAGAGUGAAAGAAGAAUUAAAACAAGCACGAGAUCAAGAAAGCCAGAAAGUCAAAGAACAUUUUGAAAUUCUAAAGAACUUAGAAAAUGAAGUCUAUUUACAUGGCCAAAAAGCAGACUUUUUGCUUCUGGAAAAUAAAAGAUUAAAAGAAUAUAUUUCAUACUUAAGGAACAAUACUGAGAAAUACAGAGAAGGACAAGACUUCCUGAAACAUAAUUCAAGUGACCUGUCCUGGAAACUGAUAGCUCAGCACACACAAUAUAAAUAUUUGUGGACAGAAUUUCAGGCCACAGUUAAGGACUUGGUGCUCAAUGGUGAAAAUAACUUGCAUGAAAUAAAAAAUCUAAUAGACAAGCUGUGCACUAGGGAUGAAAAUAUUGAGUGCAUCAGUACUUGGCUACAGAGGAAUCUUGAAGAUCUGCAUAAGCUCACAAAACAGGAAUCAACAGAUCUUCGAAAGAAGAAAAACAAGCAUACCAAAAAGAGUCCAUUUCUUACAAAGAAAUGCAUUCAUAAAGAAUAACAAAAUAACUCAAAGAUACAACUGCUGUGAAUUCAAAAGGCAUAAACAAAACUCAGGAAAAUUAGUGCACUUAUUUUCAUAUUUUGCAACUGUUAAGUCUUCAACAUGUGAGCUUUAACCAAUUUGCCCAACCCUAUCAAAUAGCAAAAAAA